AUGGAAUCAUAUUCAAGUAAAAUAUUUUCUUCUUCCUUCUCUAGUUCUUCAAGUUCUUUUGCUGGUCAUGAUCAACACGAAGAAACGAAAGAAAAGCCAUAUCUUUCUUCUCUCCAUAGAGUUCGCAGCCUUUCAUCAAGAUCAAUCAACAAGAAGCCCAUCGCUCCAUCGCCACCAAUUCCCCCUAAAAUCUAUAGGGUUGAAGUUGUUAAUUUCAGACAAGUUGUCCAAAUGUUAACUGGUGCACCCGAGUUUCAAUCUCACUCCAACCCCGGACAUUCACGAGAGGUGGCGCCUCCUCCUCCUCCCCCUCUUGAUCUUUCACCAACUUAUUCAUUAUCAAGUAAGAGUAAUAUUGGUGGGCAAUGGAGAGAGUUUCUUCCUCCUUGCUCCUCAAUGUUGAUAUCAAAUGACGAGGUUUCUAAUGAGUCAAUUAUUGAAGCAGGCGAAAAACAUAUUGAACCGAAUAGUACUACUUUUGGAGCAUGCGGAGAUUUUGCUCUGAAUUGUAUGGAUAUGAAACAAAUAAAAAAGGGUAUGGGGUAUACUCAAAAAAACAAGAACUUGCUUGUUGCUUUGGGAGCUCUUGGUAUCACUGGUUUUGGUGCAUAUAAAGCUUAUUACUCACCAUCUAUGGUUAAAAAGAGGAAAAGAUUGUUGAAGUUUCUUGGUUCAGUUGUUUCUUUAGCUGAAAUGGUGUCUAAUUCUGCUGAUAUAAUUGGGAUUUUCUCUAAAGAACUAAAGGAGUUUAUGUUAUCAAAUUCUGAUGAAAUUCCAAAAAGUUUGAAGCAAAUUUCCAAGAUUACUAAUUCAGCUGAGUUUUCAGAGUCUAUUGUUAAGGUCACUAGUGCUUUAACUAUCGGAAUUCUUCGAGGUUAUUGUAAUCAAGAAACAGAGGAAUUAGAUUCUGAUUUGUUCGAUCAGGUUUUAAAUAAACUGUUUUCUGAUGCAGGAUGUGGUUUUGCUUCUGUAAUUGUUGGGAAUUUCUCCAGGAAUUUGGUACUUACAUUUUGUUCUGUUAAACAGGGUUACUCUGUUCCUGAAUAUGUUGAUACUCUGAUAGGGAAUUGUGUACAAGUAUUUGUGAGCACUGCUGUUACUGUUUAUCUAGACAAAACAAUGAAUAUCAACACUUACAAUGAAAUCUUUUCUGGUUUGACAAAUCCAAAGAAUGAAGCGAAAAUGAGAGAAAUGCUGGUGACCAUAUGUAAUGGUGCAACAGAAACAUUUGUCAAAACUUCUUAUCAAAUUUUGACAAGUACAGAAAUGGAUGAUGAAGUGCCUAUUAGUACUGCUUUAACUGUGCCAAUGAGUAAAAGGUAUAUUCUUGAUUUGAGUGGGAGAGUUGUUUUUGAGUGUGUUAGAUCUUUUGUGGAGAAGUUGUGGGAGUGUUUGAGAAGAUAUGUUGAAUUUAUGAAUGAGGAGGUUUUGGAGUGGAGUGUUGAAGUUUAUAGGUGUGUGAGUUGCAAGUACUCUGCUGUUGUUAGCGUAUGUCUUACUUUGUGUGUGGACAUACUGAAUGCUCCUUGGAUUUUGGUUAUGACUUGA
Messenger RNA from Solanum verrucosum, 1548 nucleotides. Its product is annotated as protein PHLOEM PROTEIN 2-LIKE A10-like. The coding region runs from base 1 to 1548 and encodes 515 amino acids. Lineage: Eukaryota; Viridiplantae; Streptophyta; Magnoliopsida; Solanales; Solanaceae. The transcript is spliced from 3 exons. The record is from RefSeq and is a predicted model, not a curated record.